Bradysia coprophila is the source of this 1878-nucleotide messenger RNA. RefSeq names its product UNC93-like protein. Gene Ontology annotation, biological process: regulation of potassium ion transport; regulation of muscle contraction. Gene Ontology annotation, cellular component: striated muscle dense body; plasma membrane. NCBI's taxonomy places the organism in Eukaryota, Metazoa, Arthropoda, Insecta, Diptera, Sciaridae. Gene Ontology annotation, molecular function: potassium channel regulator activity. The record is from RefSeq and is a predicted model, not a curated record.
UGUAAUCUUAACGCAAGACAACCUAUCAAAUGAAUUAUAUGGUUUUCGGAUCAGUCGCUUGUAGACCAUCAAAGAGUUGAUGUGUUAAAAUUAACGAAACGUUUUUCAGUUGUUUAUAUAUCUCUCUCUACACAUUCAGUACUAGAGUGGUUAUUGUUUCGGUGCUUUUUGUUGAUUUUUAUUUCUAUUUAUCACUUUGUUGUUAACAAAAAUUUUUUGGUGAAUUUGUGAAUAAUUAGGAAUUACAUUCUAAACGAUAAUUAGGUGAAUUCACGCGGAAAGACAAUUGAAUUGUUUGAAUUGUUGUGGGACCUCAUCACUGGACCUACAAAAUUACUCUGAAAAUAAAACAUAAAAGAUGCCAUCAUCAUCGGUUAACAACGACGUAAAUGAACGCCAGUUGUUCAUUGCCAGUGCUGGCAAAUAUGAAAACGUUCGAAUCACUAAGAAUGUCUUAGUGUUAGGGGUCGCGUUUAUGGUUCAUUUUACUGCUUUCCAUGGCAUGGCCAAUCUUCAAUCUUCGGUCAAUUCGGACGGUGCACUGGGAGCUUAUACACUUGCCGCAAUUUAUGGUUCAUUAAUUAUAUCGAACAUAUUUCUACCAGUGACAGUUAUACGGUGGAUCGGUUGUAAAUGGACAAUUGCGGUUUCAUUUCUGUUCUAUAUACCUUUCAUAGCGGCUCAAUUCUAUCCUCGAUUUUAUACAUUAGUUCCAGCUGGUCUGGCUGUUGGAUUUGGUGGUGGGCCGCUGUGGUGUGCUAAGUGCACAUAUUUAACUGUGAUAUCUGAAGCUUUUACCGCAAUAAGCAAUGGUCAAAUCAAAUUGGAAGUGAUAAUUGUUCGAUUUUUCGGAUUGUUCUUCAUUUUCUAUCAACUCGCUCAAGUUUGGGGCAAUUUAUUGUCGUCAACAGUUCUAUCUAGUGGCAUUGGCGACACAGAUGGUUUGUCUGCGAAUAUUACAAUUGAUUUGGGAAAUGUUUCGAAAAACGUUGACCAAUUAUGUGGUGCUAGAUUUUGUCCAAAUGCACUGGAAAGUUCUGGAGAAGUGGGCAACUUACAUCGUCCUGACCUAUUUAAAAUUCAGCUGCUGUCUGGAAUAUUCAUUGUACUAAUGUUGUGUGCCACAAUUCUUGUCAGUUUAUUUGCAGAUACACUGAAAAGAUACGAAAUGGGGAGAAAAGGUUCGGGAUCAGGUCUCUCUGGAAUAAAGCUUUUGGCGGUAACGUUCAAGCAAUUAUUGCAAAAGAAACAAAUUCUUCUUUUGCCAAUCACAAUGUUUAUUGGGGCGGAACAGGCCUUCAUGGCCGUCGGCUUUACAGCUUCUUUCGUCGGUUGUGGAUGGGGAAUAUCACGCAUUGGCUACGUGAUGAUUUUCUUUGGACUUUCCAAUGUGAUUGCAGCAGCAUUUACGGGAGCUGUUGCAAAGAUAACGGGCAGAUUACCGAUCAUGGUUGCUAUAACGGUGUUACAUGGAGCAAUCAUAAUUUGGAUGAGAGUUUGGGUGGCUGUUGAAGACGAUUACUUAACAUACGGGGCAAUGGCAGCACUAUGGGGUCUGGUUGAUGGAACGUGGUUGAUUCAAGUGAACUCUUACUACGGAGUUCUUUUUCCCGGUCGAGAGGAGGCCGCUUUCAGUAAUUUCCGAUUUUUCGAAGCCAUUGGCUCAGUAUCGAUAUAUGUUUUGAAUCCGAUGCUUUGCACGAGUACAAUAUUAACGAUUUUGCUGACUUUGAUGAUUGUGGGAAUGAUUGGUUACUCAAUGGUAGAAUAUAUUGAGCGAAAAGAGGAGAGGUCAAACAAUUUCGAGCUGGAAGGGUCCGAGAGAUGAAAUGUUCGCGGAAGUGUAUGAACAAUAAGCCAAAUGUGAUAUGUUAAACA